AUGGUGGAACACAGCGGCCUGGAUAUUAUGUGUUUGAACAAGUAUUGCCACAGUUCCUCCUCGUCGUCCAGCUCCGAGCAUGAAAAGAAGAUUUUCACCAAGCUAAAAAUCAGUUUAACUGGGGACUAUCCGAGGAAGAACGCGGAGAUCCUCAGCGGCCAGUAUGGGAUAAAUGUACUGCUGAUCGGAGCGGCGCUGAUGCUGGCCAUUGCGCAUCAUGGCCCCUCUGUCAAGGAAGAGCACCUGCUGUCCUUCAUCACCUGCCUCAUGAUCCUCCAGCUGAUCUGGAUGAUGUGGUACAUCCUGGUGAGGGACAGGCAGAAGAACCUGCAAGCAGAGAAAGAUGUCCACGCCACCACAUGCUGGAUAAGAGGUGGUUUGACUCUCCUUGCGCUCCUAUCACUGAUUAUGGACGCUUUCCGUAUUGGGUAUUAUGUGGGCUAUCAGUCUUGUGUGUCGGCUGUGCUUGGGGUAUACCCUGUCAUCCAUGCAACUCACACCAUAGCACAGGUGCAUUUUCUUUGGUUUCACAUCAAGGAUGUCAUCAAGACCUUUGAAACUUUUGAGAGAUUCGGUGUAAUCCAUGCAGUGUUUACUAACCUUCUCCUGUGGUGCAAUGGUGUGAUGUCAGAGGCAGAGCACUUCUUAAACAACCAUAAGAGAAGGCUCUCUGCCCUAGGCUACGGAAACCUCAGCAUAGUGCAUUCAGAGCCUCACUGUAACUGCACCACCAGCGCUUGCUCCAUGUUCUCCAACAGUCUCUACUAUCUCUAUCCCUUCAACAUUGAGUACCACAUCUUUGUCUCUGCCAUGCUCUUUGUCAUGUGGAAGAACAUUGGACGGACCAUUGACCUGUCUUCAAACCAGAAAAGACCAGGCACAAAAACCCAUGGCCUGAUCUUAGGCCCAAUUCUGGGUCUAGUUGCCCUGGCCAGCACCAUCGGAGUCCUGGUGGUCUACAUCAUUCACGUGGAGGAGUCCGUCCAGACACGUCAGUCAGCCAUUUCUAUGUUCUACUGUUACGGCAUUGUCAUGCUGGUGUUCAUGUGCUCCGCCGGGGCAUCAGGGCUGCUCAUAUACCGUGCAAACCACAUGCCAAUGGACACCACCAAGAACCCAUCACGACAGCUAGACACAGAGCUGCUGUUUGGAUCCUCUGUAGGCUCCUGGCUCAUGUCCUGGUGUAGCGUAGUGGCUGUGCUGGGCUCAAACAGCAGCCCACCUUACCGCUGGACCAACCUCAUCUACGCGUUGCUUCUUGUCUUGGAGAAAUAUGUCCAGAACCUCUUCAUCAUAGAGUCUCUUUAUCGCCAGUGGGAGGACGGGGAGAGGGAGGAUCCUGAGUUACCAGCUGCCCCAGAAAUCUUCUCUGUAACUUCAUCUUUGGCCCCUCCAUACAACGGCAUCAUCAACCGGGCCUAUGACACUCCGGACAGGGCUUGUGUCACCAUGGAGAAUGAGCAAGAGGAAAAUGGACAGGUGUACAGGUGUCCCAGGAAGCCUUCUGAGGUGCCUCUGCCUGUGGGUAAAAAAGUAGCAGAGCGCCCGAGUGUGAAGAGGCAAAUCCUGAAAAACAUCACUGUCUUCCUUAUAAUGUGCAACAUCUCACUGUGGAUCCUCCCUGCCUUUGGCUGCAGGCCACAGUACGACAAUGGGUUGGAGCAGGAGACAUUCGGCUUCAGCAUAUGGACCACAGUUCUCAAUUUUGCUGUUCCCAUGAACCUUUUUUAUCGCAUGCACUCGGUUGCUUCCCUGUUCGAGGUGUUCCGUCGGGUCUGACCAAAGAGCUGAGGACUGACAGAGCUAGAUAACAUGCACAAGAACACUAGUCACCACCGGCUCCCGAGAGUGUCUCACAGUGCAGGUCAACCGUUCAGGAGGCACUCUGGGUCACACUCGAACAGACUUGAAAGCAAGCCGUGGAGAUAAACAAAAUGCAGAUCCCUCAGUGUAGGGAUUCCAGAGGAAGAUGAACCUCUUAGCUAGCCUCCUCUGAAGAAUUACCCUGUAUAAAGUGAGGCAUAAAACAUAUGGUUCGCAAAGGUGACUUUGGCGGUUAAAUAUUUCAGUCUAAAAAGGACCCGCCCUACACCUUGUAUUGUAGUCACAUUUCAGUGAGUUUUCUCAGUUUCCUGAUCGGUGCAUCAUGUAAGAUGUAUACAUCAUAUCAUACUGUACAUGUACAUUUUGUAAUAGUUCCGCAGAACAACCAAGCUUGAACUGUUUCAUAUGACUGAAAGUCGACUACACACCUGAUGACCACACCUGAGUAAAACUUUCAAAUAUUACAAACCACUGAAACACCUCUUAGUCUCAAUUAUCUAAUAAGACAAUAGUACUGUAUUCCAGAAAGCCAGAACUGCAAAGGUAUACUUCUUGAAUUUUCUUGCCUUCUUAAUUUGUAUUUGAGAUGUGUAUAGUGUAUAUGGAUAAUGUUCUCAUUUACUUCAUUUGGUAGUUCAGGUAGUUCAGAGUAAGUUAUAUGCAACACUUGAGCUGCUAAGCUAGUGAACAUCUUCAGCACAGCACUAUAUUUUGAAUAUCCUGAUGUUGUGGACUAUAGUUCUCAGAGCUGUUUCUUACAUCUAGCAUCUGCCUCUCUAAGUCAUUGAAGGUUCACCAAAACUGACAGUCUUGGACACUGAUUUGUACACUGAAGGGUCUCUUUAUCUGUCAAGUCAAAAGAGGUUGUGUUCACUAUCAUGUUAUUAGAUAGCACUGUUUUUAUGAAUCCAGAAUUCUGCGAUCUGUACCCCCAAUGUAUUGAGAAGUAGACAGAGAGAUGUACUGCUAAACAUGCCUUCUGUUAUACACUAUCACAAAGUUAAUUCACAUUACUGGGGAAAGGCACUGAUUUAUCAUUGUUCAGAACAGGUGCCUUGUAUAUUAUUGUUAAAGGUGGAAAUUUGCUGAAAUUGAACUCUGACGGUUCAUGUAAUCAAGAAUUGGGCAGCAAUCAUACACCAACAUCAAUCAUGUUGGUGAGAAAAAUUGUGUUGUUAACUGCAACCAGACCAGAGAUUGUGAGUUUACACCUGAAGGAUCAUCAUUACAAAUAAUCCCAGUCUGUGAAAUUAUUGGUGGAACUGUGGGAUAAAAUACAGAAACAUAGUUGUACUGUACAAUUUUAUGUUAAAUCCAUGUAUUAAGUUCAGCACGUUCUCAACCUGGUGCUAUCAACUCUAUGUGUUCUCAGCAUGUGCCAACUUGUGGUCAAUAUUUGUUUUUUUAUAGGUGCAAACCGCAAUACUAUAUCAUCUUUGUAAAUAUUGCUAUGUUGAUCAAAAAUCAUCAUACAGACACUGUGACACGAUUUUGUGAAAUUCUAAUGAAUGUGGUGCUCAUAUGAAAUUAUGUGUAUAAUAGUGAUGAAUGUAUAUCUUUUGCCUAAUGAAAUAAAGAAUAGUUUUCCUUUUU
This is a messenger RNA of Myripristis murdjan (pinecone soldierfish), 3417 nucleotides long. RefSeq names its product otopetrin 1 (gene otop1). Lineage: Eukaryota; Metazoa; Chordata; Actinopteri; Holocentriformes; Holocentridae. The transcript has 6 exons. Gene Ontology annotation, biological process: proton transmembrane transport; inner ear morphogenesis. Gene Ontology annotation, cellular component: membrane. The coding region runs from base 1 to 1779 and encodes 592 amino acids. Gene Ontology annotation, molecular function: proton channel activity. The record is from RefSeq and is a predicted model, not a curated record.